This is a messenger RNA of Oncorhynchus tshawytscha (Chinook salmon), 3284 nucleotides long. RefSeq names its product ankyrin repeat and BTB (POZ) domain containing 1 (gene abtb1). The record is from RefSeq and is a predicted model, not a curated record. Gene Ontology annotation, molecular function: protein binding. The transcript has 12 exons. Gene Ontology annotation, cellular component: ubiquitin ligase complex; cytoplasm. The coding region runs from base 189 to 1619 and encodes 476 amino acids. NCBI's taxonomy places the organism in Eukaryota, Metazoa, Chordata, Actinopteri, Salmoniformes, Salmonidae.
GGUCAUGUGACUAUAUAAACCGCAAAACAACACUGGUGAUCGAAAUAUAAGUCUGUAAAUAGUUGUCCUGCACGAAAGAACUUGCUAGAUACAUUGUUUACACUUUACAGGAAAUUAUAACUGAAUCCACACCUGUCUAACAGGCAGGCCGUUUCAAUGCAUUACAGAGAACCGAAAACGCUGCGGAGAUGGACGCGUACGAUUUGUUUACAAGUUGCAGAAAGGGCGACAUUUCCAGAGUUAGGUAUCUUGUUGAACAGAGAGACGUGGACCUCAAUGUAAGAGACAAAUGGGACAGCACCCCGUUGUACUAUUCUUGCCUCUGUGGCCAUGAGGAGCUCGUCCAGUACCUGUUGGCUAAUGGAGCAAAGUGUGAAGCCAACACAUUUGAUGGAGAGCGAUGCAUGUAUGGGUCUCUGAGUGACUCCAUCCGACGUCUCCUAAAAGAGUACAAGUGCAUCACAGCCCAAGCCAUGCAGAGGGACUAUUAUGACCACUUCCUUCUCACGUUACUGGAGCAGGGCCAGUAUAGUGACGUCAAGUUCCUGGUUCACGGUGAGACAUUUCAGGCUCACCGCUGUGUGCUGAGCGCUCGCUCAGAGUACUUCACAGCCAUGUUUGAAACCAAAUGGAAAGGAAAGAACUUGAUCCCCCUCAAACACCCUUUGAUCAACCCAGCAGCCUUUGGUGCCAUCCUGCAGUAUUUUUACACUGGUCGUAUGGACAUUGAUGUGAGCCACGUGGAGGACUGCAAGCGGCUGGCCAAACAGUGCAAAAUGGGCGACCUUAUUGAUGAGUUGGAGAGCAAGUGUAAACAGGUGUAUGAGUUUGUCUCCAAUAAACCAGGGACCUGUGUAAAGGUUCUCACCCUGGAGCCUCACAGCUGUCAGCAUCAGGAGGAGAUGGCUCAACUGGCCGACUGUGCUCUCCCUGCAGAGUUAAAAGUGGGAUUUGGCGAGCUUCCAUUUGACAGAACUGACAACUUCCCUAGCUACCCUGACAUUUGCUUCAGGGUUGAAGGUUAUGACUUCCUGUGUCAUAAGGCAUUUUUCUGUGGACGCAGUGACUAUUUUAAGGCGCUGCUGCAGGACCACUUCAGUGAGGGAGAGAUGAUGCAGUCCCAGCCCAGCACCCCAGUCCUCACCAUCCACAACAUCUCCCACGAGAUCUUUAUCCGUCUCCUCUAUUACGUCUACAGCGACGACACAGAGCUGUCCCCAGAGAAUGUGUUUGAUGUGCUGUGUGUGGCUGAUAUGUACCUGCUCCCCGGGCUGAAGCGUCUGUGUGGUAAGACGCUGGCCAAGAUGCUGUGUGAGGAUAACGUGUUGCACAUGUGGAAGACAGCCAAGCUCUUCAGACUGUCUCGUCUGGAGGACCAGUGCACGGAGUACAUGGCUAAGAUCAUAGAGAGGCUGGUAGAGAAGCCUGAGUUUGCUGACAUGAUCAAGGAGGAUGCUGGGGCGGUGGAGGACCGACACGAGACUGACUCCAUCCCUCUGGUGGACGACAUCCGCUUCCACAUCACCAGCAACGUUCAGACCUUCAGUGCCAUUGAGGAGGCCAACGUGAAGCUGGACGCCCUGGAUCAGCUGCUCUCCACCAUCGGUCUGGAAUGCUAAUGAGAAGGUGUGGUGGUGUGUUAGGGCUAGUACUGGCUAAGCUAGCUGCUAGCCACAACCAGUGGCAAGAAGGACUUGUAUUGGACUGUUGAGGGGUAUUGGGAGAGACAUUAAAUAGCUUUCACAUUAUACACACAAAAAUAGUGUUUUUCACCAGCAAUGGCUUCAAAUAGUUUAAAUGCUUCUGGGCCAGACCAGGUGGUGGGCAAAGCACUUUUUUGCGAAUAAUGUGAAAGCUGAUAAUGCAAUAAUUUGUGUAUUGGGUACAUUCUAGUAUUGACCUGAGUUUGGUCUUUGACAUUCAUGUCGGGACUGGAGGUGUCAAGUUGCUAUUGAGUAUCUAGACAAGGAUAGUGUUGCUGAAGAAGUUGAGGAUGAUGUUUCAUUGGAAUGACAGAUACAGAAGCCCAUGUGAUGAGGAUGAAGAGUGAGGAAUGGAGUGUGGACUCUGAUUGUAAUAUAUACUUUCGUUUGCGGUUUUAUUUUGAAGUAAUGUGUCUUUUUCUUGGAACAAAACAGUUGGGGAAUGACAAGUCAUCUGACCACAAACAUAGUAGACCCAAUAUCACAGAAGAUAUUACAGUAUGUUGGCUUAGAAAUGUAGCUAUUAAAGAACCUUCGCAUUUGUGUGAAAAAUACCCAAUUAUGAAAAUCUCUGUUUUUAAACAAAGAGACUCAGAGAAAGAGCAAAUAUUUUACUCGUGUGAUGAAUUAGAAUAAUUAUAGAAUUCUGAAUGACAGCAAAUGUUUCCCCUAACAUGGACAUCACUCUUAUUUUUACUUUCAAAUUUUCCUGACUGGUAUGAAUGUGUUAAACAAUGUUUUAGCGGCUUGCUUUUCUUAAGAGGCAAGACAUUUUGAUUAUUUUUCAACUUGCGCUAGUAUAUUGUAGGCCUAAAUGCAUGCUGAUUUACUCUUGUUGUGUAUGCAUGAUUUAUCUUUAUAGAAUGUAGCUUUUUAUUUAGGUGUUAGGAGAGAGGAAACCAUAGCUAGUUACAUGGCUAUGUUAAAUAUUGUUUAAAUCUCAAAAAUAAUGAAAAGAAAUUCAGCCUCAUAUGACAAUGUAUUGAAACUUUUUACUGUUAAUCAUGAGUAAAGUAAAGAAUUUGUUUUUCUGAUUUAGUUUUGAAAAAAUUAUGACUGGAGUCAAAGACCCAAUAAGAGAAUUUACAAAAUGUAAGUGUUUUUUUAAUUUUUAGUUGGCAAUGAUUCAGAGAUCUCAUGACACAACUUGUAAUCUACUUGAUUUGAUAACUAGAUAUUGAAUCCUGUCAGUCACAUUCAUGCAGCAAAUGCAUUUAGCCUCAAUUUGCAUGCAGUGUGGGGAAACCACAGUAAGAAGGAAGUGAGUAUUUUCACAUACAGCAGUCACAAUGAUCCUCAUUUCCUUAAAGCAUACUUGCAUGUACAAGCAGACAGACAACUAACCACAAGCAAUACAGUGCAAUUUUGAUUUAUUUAUUUUGAACUCAAUCUAAGUCCCAAUAUCUCUUAUCUUUAACUAUGACAUUCCACUGCUAUGCAUAUAUCACUUUCAAAAUACAAAUGUAUUUUUCAUUGUCAACUUUACCACAUAUACUACUGGAUAAGCAUAGGAUUGUGCUGUAAAUAACAUUAAACACCUGUACAUGCUGAACAGACAAAUACAUGUUAUUUGUUUGUGAA